AUGACUUGGAUACGACAAUAUGACCUCCCCGCGCUGCGGGAGUACAAAUACUCUGGCGUCGACCAUUCGCUGGUCAGUCGCUACAUCAUGAAACCGUUCUAUAGCAAUGUGGUCAUUCACCUGUUUCCCAUGAACAUGGCGCCGAAUCUCAUUACUUUAACGGGCUUCAGUUUUGUGGUUAUCAAUUUUCUGACGAUGCUGUAUUAUAAUCCGACGUUGGAUAAGGAUUGUCCGUCAUGGGUAUAUCUUAGUUGGGCGAUUGGAUUGUUUUUGUAUCAGACUUUUGAUGCUGUGGAUGGGAUGCAGGCGACAAGACAGAGUGGUCCGCUUGGAGAGUUGUUUGAUCACGGCGUCGACGCUUGCAAUACCGUUCUCGGCGUGUUCAUCUUCGCUGCUACGAUGAACCUCGGUCAAUCAUGGGCUACUGUUUUGACUCUGUGGGGAGCCGUCAUGACCUUCUAUGUCCAAACCUGGGACGAGUACUAUACCCACGUCCUCACUCUCGGCAUCGUCUCCGGCCCUGUCGAAGGUAUCCUGACUCUCUGUGCUGUCUUCUCAUUCACCGCAUACAUGGGCGGCGGCAGCUUCUGGCAUCGUCCCAUGCUCGCGACGAUCGGUGUUUCGCAACCGUCUUUUCUGCCAGAUAAUCUCUACAAAUUACCGUUUACUUCUUGGUACAUGAUCUACGGUGCAUUCAUGCUCUUCUUCGCAACGGGUAGCAGUAUCAUCAACGUGAUGAGAGCUCGCCGCGCACGCCUUGAGAAUCCCAUUACGCCGUUAUUCGGAUUAUUGCCGUUCACCUACAUGUGGAUCUUGACGCCGGCGUACUUGUAUCUGCAACCCGAGAUUCGCCAGAACCAUCUAGUCCCGUUCCUGAUCUAUGUCGGCAUUGUGAAUGCCUACUCCGUCGGACAGAUGAUUGUCGCGCAUUUGCUCAAGACUUCGUUCCCGCGAAGCAAUGUGCUCAUCUUGCCGCUUGCUGUUGCUGUGGUUGACAGUGUGGGAGCCCACUUGAGACUGUGGUACCCGGUUUUGGGAUAUAGUACUUAUCAUGUUCCGUUUAUUUUCACAGCGCUUGGUCUUGCGGUUGGUGUGUAUGCUAGUUUUGUGCACACCGUUAUUGUCACGAUUUGCGAUUACCUCGACAUUUGGUGCCUAACCAUCAAACAUCCGUACGUCGAGGGACAGGACAAGAUCAACGGACACGCUAAUGGCGACAGCGUUGCUGUCAAGAAGACUCUAUAA
Talaromyces amestolkiae is the source of this 1245-nucleotide messenger RNA. RefSeq lists its product as uncharacterized. The record is from RefSeq and is a predicted model, not a curated record. The coding region runs from base 1 to 1245 and encodes 414 amino acids. Lineage: Eukaryota; Fungi; Ascomycota; Eurotiomycetes; Eurotiales; Trichocomaceae. The transcript has 7 exons.